Molecule: messenger RNA, 6094 nt
Organism: Sceloporus undulatus (fence lizard)
Lineage: Eukaryota; Metazoa; Chordata; Lepidosauria; Squamata; Phrynosomatidae
Gene: RUNX2
Product: RUNX family transcription factor 2
Biological process (GO): hemopoiesis; neuron differentiation; regulation of cell differentiation
Cellular component (GO): nucleus
Molecular function (GO): ATP binding; DNA-binding transcription factor activity, RNA polymerase II-specific; RNA polymerase II cis-regulatory region sequence-specific DNA binding
Source: RefSeq, a predicted model, not a curated record
AUGCGUGUUCCCGUAGAUCCCAGCACCAGCCGGAGGUGCCCCCCUUCCAGCAGCCUCCCGCCCGGCAAGAUGAGCGAAGUCAGCCCGGCGGUCUCCCAGCAGCAGCAGCAGCAGCACUCCCACCCGCAGCAUCCGCACCCACCCCCACAGCAGCAACAUCCGCACCCAGAGGCGGCCUCGGCGCCCGGGGCCCCUCCGCGGCAGCUCCGCCCGCACGACAACCGGAGCAUGGUGGAGAUCAUCGCCGACCACGCGGAGCUGGUCCGCACCGACAGCCCCAACUUCCUCUGCUCCGUGCUGCCCUCCACUGCGCUGCUGCAACAAGCCCUCCCCGUCGCCUUCAAGGUGGUUGCUUUAGGAGAAGUUCCUGAUGGGACUGUGGUGACAGUCAUGGCUGGAAAUGAUGAAAACUAUUCUGCAGAGCUGAGGAAUGCCUCUGCUGUAAUGAAGAAUCAAGUGGCACGGUUUAAUGACCUGAGAUUUGUGGGCAGAAGUGGAAGAGGAAAGAGCUUUACCUUGACAAUCACAGUCCUUACAAAUCCCCCUCAAGUUGCUACAUACCACAGAGCUAUAAAGGUGACAGUAGAUGGACCAAGAGAACCAAGGAGGCACAGACAGAAGCUUGAUGACUCUAAACCUAGUUUGUUCUCUGAGCGUCUCAGUGAUUUAGGGCGCAUCCCUCAUCCCAGUAUGAGAGUAGGGGUCCCGACUCAGAACCCACGGCCCCCUCUGAACACUGCACCAAGCCCUUUUAAUCCACAAGGACAGAGUCAGAUUACAGACCCCAGACAAGCACAGUCAUCCCCUCCAUGGUCCUAUGACCAGUCUUACCCAUCAUACUUGAGCCAGAUGACUUCGCCAUCCAUUCAUUCCACAACUCCCCUGUCCUCCACACGAGGCACAGGGCUUCCUGCCAUCACCGAUGUACCCAGGCGCCUCUCAGGUGCUUCAGAGCUGGGCCCAUUUUCAGAUCCCAGGCAGUUUACAAGCAUUUCAUCUCUCACUGAGAGCCGCUUCUCCAACCCACGAAUGCACUAUCCAGCCACCUUUACUUAUACACCGCCAGUCACCUCAGGCAUGUCAUUGGGUAUGUCAGCCACCACUCAUUACCACACGUACUUACCACCACCAUACCCAGGCUCUUCCCAAAACCAAAGUGGACCAUUCCAGACCAGCAGCACUCCAUAUCUCUACUAUGGCACAUCAUCAGGAUCAUAUCAGUUCCCCAUGGUGCCAGGGGGAGACCGCUCCCCAACCAGAAUGCUUCCUCCCUGUACCACCACCUCCAACGGCAGCACAUUAUUAAAUCCUAAUUUGCCUAACCAGAAUGAUGGUGUGGAGGCUGAUGGAAGCCACAGCAGCUCCCCAACCGUCUUGAAUUCUAGCGGCAGAAUGGAUGAGUCUGUGUGGAGGCCAUACUGAAUUUUUCUCUCUCCGUGGGCUAAAGUCUGUGAGCCAAACCAAACAAACAACUGUCAGCUAAUUAUAAAGUGCCUGUUUUGGGUUAUUUUAUUUCUGUUUAAACUGAUUCUGUUGAUAUGUGUACCUAAGCAGCUGGUAUGUUAACAUCUAAUAAUAUACGUACAACAUGAUAAUGACUUUCCAUAUCAUAGUUACAGUGAAUCAAAGCACAUUUUAUUGUUCUCUUGGGAAUACCUAUGUGGGUUUAUAGGAUCCAAUGCAUAAAGAUGCCCAUUCUAUCUUGCCUUGUAAAAAAAGUUAGGAAGUUGUUUUGCCAAGCAAGGAGAAAUGGACUUCUGUCACUUAUCAAGAGAAAGCCUUUGCUUUAAUUGCUGUUCAAAAUAACAGUUUAAAAAACACAGUACAGUACCUUGAAUUUCAGGUACAGUUGCAACCAUAUAAUAUACAGUACCCCUAUACAGGCACUGUGCAAUUCACUGUAUGUGUUUGUGCACAAAGGGGGGGGGGCUUCUAUUUAUAUCAUAGUAUCACUACCUUACAGUAACGUUUCAAUCAUCUUAUCCAUGCCUUGCAAAAAGAUAGAUGUUUUAAGGUGCAUGGCUUAUUUUGUGCUGAAAGAGCAUCCUAUAAGGUACUAAGACAGACUUGUUUGUUAUGUCUUCUGCAUUUAUGUAAUUUUUGGUUUAGUUGAGUUUUUUAAAAAGUGGUUUUAGGGGAACCCUUAAAAUUAAAAUGAAAUCUAAUUCCCUAUGCAAGGGCAGAAGAUAAUGGCAAUAUAUCUUACUAAAACCAAAACAUUAUCAGUAGUCUGUGUAUUUGGCUAACUUGUUUUAUUUUAUUAAGUUAUAAAUAUGUAAAAAUUGAGGUUAUGUGCAAAAAAAAUGAAUUGUCCUAUAGUUUUAAUGAAAUAUUUAUAAUUAUUUAAUGAUCUUUGGUCCCUUUAAAGUUUUCUUAAUGUAAUGAUGUGCUGACUUCGGUCUCUAAAAAUGUCUUGUUGUUUUUAAAUAGUGGCAGCCUUUCAGUGGUACAGAAUCUCAAAGCUGUACCUGAACGCUGAAAAACAGUUCUAGUAUAAACCAGAUGUAAUGUGAUUUUAAAAAAAGAAAAAAGAAAGUGCUUCCAUCUCAUAAAAUAUAGCAAUUGUUUUAAUUUGUGAAGGAUAUGCUGUUUAAAUGUUACUGGAUAUUUGGUUUCCUAUGACUUUUUAUUCUGUUUUAAAAAAACAAACUGGAAAGACAAACCAAAUGAAGGAAAAACAUUUGGGUAGCUCCCUAGAUUUUAACAGGUGGAUUCCAUGCUCAGUGUUCUGCUUUCACAGAGAUGGAAGUUCAUCUUUGCCCAUGCAAUGGUGCCAUCUGCAUACCUCAAACUCUGUCACUCAAAUGUAUGUGUAGAGGCUCUGGAAGGGUAUCUUGCCAAGCAAAAGGAAAUAUCCUCACAAAAGUACAUUUUUCUCACAUGCUAAUGUAUGUAGAUAUUUUCUGAUGCAAUUUAGAACUGUAAAUGUCAAUCAACAUUUGGAAACACCCUUGCAAUGCCAAAGAAAAAAGGUUAGGAACUUUAGGGAAUAUACCUUAAAAAAAAACAUCAGGUUUAAAAUCGAAAUACCAAUAAAUUCUUUCCAGAACAUUCAUUAUAUUGAUCUUAUAGGUCUUAUCUAGUAUUAAAUGCUGGAGUAAUGAUGCUUCCUGACUAUGUUUUAAACUAGCCUUUUAAAAAAAAUUAGCCAUUGUGUUAAAAUGAAACAACUAUUUGUUAACUGCUGCAGUGUAAUUUACAUUACAGAGGUACACAUUCAUUAACAAUUGCCACAUACCUAAUUCCUAAUUGGGAGGCAUUAAUUCACCUGGGACUCUCCAUCCAUCCCUUUCAAACGAUAUCUUGCCAUGAUGACAAGUAGAAUUAACUGCUUGUCAAUCAUCUGAGAUCCAAAGCAUUCUUCCUUAGCCUUCAGUGAGUUUAUUUGGCACCGUAGCCUGAAACCCAGCAACCUGUUGCUUCUGUUCAAUAGAAUAUACACAGCUUUACCAUAUAUACUUCACUAUAAAUCAACCCAUAUAUACAUUGAGGGCAGGUUUGAGGGUCAAAAGUGUGGAUUUUGAUAUGACUCAUGGAUAAAUCAAGGGUAAAACUUAGGGUCAUAUAACAAAAGAACUAAAGGAUGAAGCAGAAGAAAACAAUGCCAAAAAACUUACACAAUUCCAGGAAGUAUAACUGUUUGUGCUUAGACUAAAACCUGGAUGGAUGAGGGUAUACAGUAAUUUAAGCAAAAUGUGGGGCCAUGGACAAAACCAGAGCCUUCUAGAAGGAAGUACCAGCUUCUCAAUCAUCCUACUAUAUCUCUUUGUCUACCAUGUUCUCUUUGUUCUGUUUUUCACCUCAACUCCAUGCAGCUAAUAUUUUCUUUGGAAUGUAAUGCUGUUGGAACUAAUGAUGUCCAUUUUGGCCACCCUGACAAGAAGAAAUGGUGAAAUACUUACAUAACAUACUUGGACGGUGUCAGUCCCAUCGUCCCUUGAUUACUAAGUCAGCCCACCAGAAAAGAUCCCAGAUUCCCAUGGAUCAUUCCUCAUAUUUUAAUAAUGUGCUGUUUAGGAAGAGUCUUUGCCUUCUAAAGGUUGUCUGUUGAUUCCUUUUUUGAAAAUAAGAGACACUUUCUGAUGUGUAGUUUUCCUUCAAAGAUGGAAGCUGUUACUGAUCCUAUUUAUUGUUUGUGGUAGCUUGAAGCAUACCUUUGUCCAUUUAUUUGUCUCUGUAAGAAAAGUUUGUUCAUUUCAGCAGCACUUAAAAGAGCCAGUGUCUGGUUACACAUUUCAAGUUUUGUUGGAUUUUGUUUGCUGUUUUUUUUAAGCAAGAGGGAAAAAAAGGAAAUGAACUGUCAGUCCAAAAGCUGUUGUGUAUUUAAUAAAAGGUACUAUAUUUGUACAUUAUUUUUAUUGCUGAGAAGGGCUUUUAAAAGAUAUACUAUAUGCAUCUUAAGCAAUUUUGUAGGGAUAUUUUUGUUUUGUAACAGGGGCUGCAGGCAGCACUUCAAAUACAUUUUAAAAGCAAGCAAGCAAACAAGCAACAUGUUCUUGUACAGUUCAAGUACAACUUUAUAUUUCUGGAUAUAAUCCAGCAUAGGCCAUUUUUCUGUUGUUGUUUUUCCCCCUGUACCUACAGCAAUAGUUGUGUAUUGACAUAUUUUAAAACUAGAUCAUUUGAGAUUAAAAGCUCCAAAUUGCUCAGGUGUGCGGUUUAGUUUGUCCCAAAUUCUUGCCCUCAUACUAUGACUGCACAGUUGAAAUGGUUCAUUGUGUGAAUUUGAAUUGACCUGCAAUAAUGGAAGGGCUGGCUGAAAAGAUUAUUCAUGAGCAAGUUUGAUAAGCACAAGGCCUUUCUCCAUUAUCUCUCAUAUUUAAAUAUAUUUAACAGUGGGAUUUUUACAAAGAUAUAAGCUCUCAGCAGAAUACUUCUUUUUUCAAUCUUGGAUUCUUCCUGGUUCCUUUGAUGGCAUCAUAGAAAGAAAUACAAUAAUAAAUAAAUACUUAAAUACAAAAUAAGUUACAAAUAACUUAAGGUCCUAAGUCUGCAUGCUGUCAACUGAUAAUUAGUAUAUUACUUAUGUGUAUCAUACAUUUUAAUAGCCCCCUUGCUUUCAGGAAGGGAGUGUGUGAAGAUACUCACAAGAUAAAGUCACAUGAACUGUGAUUAAUAUCUCAAGCAUGGGAAUUCUUUGACAAGAGGAAACUUUGGUCCAUUUUACAGAAUCAGUGAUAGGAAACUUCAUGUGAAAAUCAGCUCUCAGAAACCAUACCAAAGAUUUGUUUGCAGGGGGGCAAGAGUUCAUAUCCUUGGAUAAAAUGCAGAAUUUAAUACCAGACAUGGGCAAGCUGUCACAUAAAGUGAGCUAGAAAUCAGCACCUCUUUAACCCUUUCAAAUGCAGUCUGCGAAGGACUCCAUUUAGUUUUGUACUUCCAGCGAGUAGCAGUCUGCUGAGCAUGAAUUGCCUAAGUAUUCACUUCUAUGCACAUCCCCAUGGCCUUAUCAAGAGGGAAGUUUUUUUGCACUGUCAAGUUUACCAAAAUACUGUUCCACUUUACUGUUGGAGCCUGCCAUUCAAGUUUUGAGGAAUUAAUGUAUCAGGAGUUACAGAAAAGCCAUUGAAAUGCAAUAAUUUACAAGUCAUAUAAAUAUAUAUACAAGUAAUGAAUAAAGAUGAAAGAAAACAAAGUUUUCUAGUCUUUAAACUUUCUGUGAUACAUUUCAUUUUGCAUGUUCUACCUGAUAUUUUAACUGUUUUUGUUGCAAUACUUCUAAAUUGAUGACCCAGAAAUCAUGUUUUACAGUAAUUUUUGUUUUCAUAGGUACAGUAAGCAACAUUCCAUAUUGUUUUUUGCUUACAUUUGAUUUACCAGUCUUGAAUUUCUGCUGAAACAAAAUAUUUGUAGCAUUUCCUGUAAAUACCAGCUUUAAUUUGUUUGAUUUCCCCCCCUCCCAUUGCUGUUGCCUAAGAUUUGCUUUUCAUGCACAUAUUGUACAAACACAUUCUUUUUUGUGAUUGUGGAAGGGUUUACUUUAUCUUCAAAGGGACUAUUUGUAUUGUAUGUUGCAACUGUAAAUGGAAUUCGUUUGACAUUCUCUCAUGAUUGUAAUAUUAAUUUUGAGGUUUGAAUCUCAUUUUCAAUAAAA